UCGUGAUGACUACGACUCAGACCACCACUCAUUUCUUCUCUCUACCUCUGUGGAGGCGACGCGGCGGCACGCCUGCAUAUUCGCCCCCCAACGCGCGUUCCACGGACGAGUUGGGGGCGAUCAACCCACAAUCCUCGCUUCCCAGCUCCGCCCAAUCCACUUUGCAUACCAGGAACAAGGAGCUUCCACCGACACCUGAACUCAGUCCCGAUAAUCUCAUCCCCCCUACUCGCCUUUACCCGGAUGCACAUUUCCCUCAUGAUGGCGAUGGCCUAGCGAGUAGCGUCGGGAGGGCUGCGGGGUCAAUGUCUGGGAAGUCGUCUCGUGCGUCCUCUGUGCAGCCUGCGUCCCGCUCCUCGUACGCACCCAGCGACUCCCACAACCCGGCUCAACCGACGGUUGCACUCGCUCGCGCUGCGCUAGGUCUCGGUCUUCCACAUGCAGCCCCCAUAUCUGUGUCUGCCUCAUCUUCUUCCUCGGAGGUCAACACUGUCGCCUUUUUCCCCCCGCAAUCGCCUAGUACCGCCGACCUCCGACCCCCCAAUUUCAUGGUCCGCCAUGCCAAGAGCUUUCACAAGGAGCCUGACAGGGCACCCGAAGACGCUCCUCCGUCGGUCACUAAAGAGCGUAGACGGGCUAGGGGUUUUUCAUUGGGUCCGUUGCAUCUUAUGACCUCUGAUGUAAAGGGCAAGCAGCGUGAGACCGAGAGUUCCAUUGUCGCUGACUCUCCUGAGGGCAAGUCUUUGACUCGGAAGAGCUCAUUCUGGUCCCGCAGAAGAGUCAACUCUCGUCCCGAUGCACUCGCACUCCCGUCGCCCACGCCGCAACCUACUCUUCCUACGUUUCCCCCUGUCUCUCCUUUUGACAUCAAUACCCCUGUACCAUCAUCUGGACUGUCGGUAUCGACUCAUAAGCCAGACCUACAUCGACGACAUUCGGAACGGAUGCGCAAGCAGUCGGCCAGGCAAGGGGACGAGCCACCUCUGGUCGAACCUUCUCCACAAGAGCCCAAUAGCACGAUCCAUGCGCGCCGACGACGCUCCAAACGACCUCAAACGGCUGAUUCUCCCCCUGUUGCUGGACCCCGCCUAUCCUUCUUUUCCGAGGCACGCUUGUUCGCUUCCUCCCCGACAUCUUCGCCGAUCCUGACGCCUCAAGAGGCCUCCGCACCCCCAUUGCCUUCUGCGCCCUCCGAUCCGCGAGCCCGCGCACAGACCAACCAACCGAUUCUGCACCGCCUGUCUGUCAACCUCUUCGGUUCCUCGUCCAGUAAUACCCUCACGCCGACUUCUACCAGCUCACCCAACAUACCUGAUGUCGCAACAGCGACGUCACCUCCUUCGAGUCUUGGCUCUUCUCGCCCAUCUCUGUCCAAGCCCUCUAUUGAGAUCCCCAAGCCGAACUCUGAGGAAGAGACUCCAGAGGAUUAUCUCCAACGACUGGUUGAGGCGAUCAGUAAGGGCGAGGUAGCAACCGUCUUGGCAUCGAGUGCGGAUGCUUUCCACGCUCGAGCGCUUCGUGCUUACAUUGAGCGCUUCAACUUUGUCGGAGAUCCGCUAGACGUCGCAGUACGGAAAUUGCUCAUGGAUGUUGGCCUACCCCGCGAAACGCAGCAGAUAGACCGCGUCAUCGAGGCAUUUGCUGCACGAUAUGUUCAGUGUAAUCCUAACUUAUUCUCCUCCGAAGACCAUCCAUAUAUCCUAGCAUUCAGCCUUAUAAUGUUGCACACAGACGCCUUCAACAAAUCCAAUAAACGUAAGAUGACGAAAGCUGAUUACAUCAAGAACACGCGGUUACCGGGGGUGGCCCCGGAGGUCCUCGACUGCUUCUAUGACAACAUCGUGUUUGCGCCAUUCAUUUUCAUAGAGGAUCCUCUUGACGUCAACGGACAACGGGGCCUGGUGCCCGAUGCUAUAUCAGCAAGACGCAUGUCUACCAUCAACGCUCCUGCGUCUGGCGGGUCUGGCUCGACAUUACUCGGAAAGAGCUCAAAGAUUGAUCCCUACUAUCUCAUCACGCGGAACCUCCUCGAUGAUCUACGGGUUGACGUGCAUUCCUUCAUUCCUCCGGAAAGCCCUUACCGUUAUCGCGGAACCGCAGAUUCUUGGGAUGAGGACGAGCUCCAGCGUGCCUUCGCACUAGCGGGAACGGUCGAACUGUCAAGCGUCGAUAGUAGAUAUGUGAGCUCGCCUUGGUUCACUCUCAGCGUGUCAGGUGGCCCAGGACCGGUGUUCCAAAGCACCGUAGGCUCGCUGCCUCCAUUGACAGCGAGCACCUGGAACGUCAAGGUUACUAAGGUCGGGCUGAUGCUCCGCAAAGAAGACAUCUUGGAGGGCGGCAAGCGCGCGAUGAGUCGGAAGUGGCGGGAGUGGUGUGUUCUUCUGACCGGAUCGCAGCUCAUGUUCUUCCGGGAUACGACAUGGGCCACCCACAUUCAGGCGCAAGUCAGUCCAACGGAUGGCCAUCUGGUCAUUCCUCACGCCGCCCUGCCUCAGCCGGAAGAGACGUAUUCUGUGCGAGACACCAUCGCUGUGUUCGACAAGACGUACACCAAGCAUCCCCAUACAUUGCGCUUCGUCUUGCCCGACCGCCGGCAGUUCCUUCUUCAAGCAGCAGAAGAGAAGGACAUGAACGAGUGGAUUGCCCGUAUCAACUACGCUGGCGCGUUCAAGACGGCUGGCGUGCGGAUGCGCGCCUUGGGGCUGUCCAACAAAGACAUCGAGCUCACCGGGAUUGCGGCCGCCGCCUCGCACUUGAAGGACGUCAAACAUCACUUGGGCCCAGGUCACGCCCCGUCUCCCGUCAUACGCACGUGGACCGGUCGUAUGUCGGAAGAUCUGGACCGGGCAUCCCGCGCCGCGGAGACUAAGGCCUCGGAACCGACGCGUGUGUCUGGUGGGUCUGAGGCUCCGCGCAUUAGGCAAGAUUCGGGCGGUUCCGUUGGGUCUGAUCCAAGCACACCUCCCUUUGAGAACACAUCGCGGCUGUUCAAAGCGACGUUCGACGAGGUCAAGACGGAACUCGCGGCAGUGCGAUUUCAGUCGCUCGACCAGAUGAGCAUUCGGUCCGCACGGAAACGUGCGUACAGCUUGGAAUCCACGCUCGGCUCGCCUCUCGCUUCUACCAGCGCGCAAGGGAACGUUAACACCAGCACCAAGCCGCGGCUCUCCUCUACGCGGCCGGAGAUCCUCAAGUCCAAGGUAGAGGACUUGGAGUCCAAACUGUCGCUGGCGCAGACGCAGCUUGAUACGGACAUGCGCUUUGUACGGAACCUGGCUGUACUCACUCCCUUCCAGCGCGCUACCCGCGAUCGACUGCAGGCCGCCGUGCAGGUCGUGGCGAAGCGGGUGAUGCAGGUCCGCCUCGACAUCGAGAAGCUCGCCUGCCAUCGGGAAGUCCUGACGACUGACUUGGCCGCUGAAGAGCGCGACUGGCAGCGGACUAAGCUUCUCGCCAUGCAAGCCGCGACUCAGAAGCUCACUGAUCAGCGUAAAGCCGAUCGAGAGGCUGAGCGUAUUGCCGAGCGGGAUGAGGAUGUCCGACGCCAGGAAUUGCCCAAGCUCACGCUGUCUGCGUACGUCGAUCAGACCGCGCCAGCCACAGCGUCGUCUCCGGUCACCAUCCCUCGACGUGCCAAGAUGUCUCGAGGCCAGGAGACGUCGGUCACCGACUCGUUCCAGACUGCUCAGUCUGGCGGCAAUUCUGCCUGGAACGGACGCCACCGCAGUUCGACUGUGACGUUCGGCUCUCCGAAGACAUUCGAGUCCUCGUACACGUCAGCUGUUGAGAUGGGCUGUUCAGUGGCGUCGAACACGUCCUUGCCGUCCCCGGACUCCCCGGAGAGGCGUCGUGCAGUCCCACUUGCCGCCCAGGCUUCUCUCGAUAGCACGGCUAGCACGGAUGAUGGCGCAGGCACGAUCGGCACCCACGAGAAAUUCUACACCGCGCCGGAGAUGCUUGAGGAGCAGGCGGAGGAGUGGAACAAGACCCGGGCUGCGAAGAGGGUCUCGCUCGUGAAACUCCCGUCUGACCUCCGUAUCUCGAUGCUCUUCGGGAAGCACGCUCGAGACCAAACGAGCACGCCGGAAGUCGCGGAAGAUCGCUCGUCGACGCCCGCUGGCUCGCCUACGCUGAGAAGACGAAGUCUUAGCCCUUACGAGCAACAGUCGAGCGCCACUGUGGCCAUGUUGGACCUGUGAGGUUAUUCACACAGUGGGGGCAAUAGCAGGGUGGCGUUAUGUCGUGUUUGUCGUGUGUCGUUGGUAUCAUUCGCACUUGUGUUCAUUCAUUGCAUUUAUUGGAUUGUCCAGGGACCCUGUCACGCUAGUCAUAUUCGCUCGUUCACUCUUACUGUUGCAAUUCCUUUGCAUCUUCUGCAUUUUUCUAGCACGUUUUAGAUAGACUCGC
This is a messenger RNA of Dichomitus squalens LYAD-421 SS1, 4407 nucleotides long. RefSeq lists its product as uncharacterized. The coding region runs from base 6 to 4199 and encodes 1397 amino acids. Lineage: Eukaryota; Fungi; Basidiomycota; Agaricomycetes; Polyporales; Polyporaceae. Gene Ontology annotation, molecular function: guanyl-nucleotide exchange factor activity. The transcript has 6 exons. The record is from RefSeq and is a predicted model, not a curated record. Gene Ontology annotation, biological process: regulation of ARF protein signal transduction.